UACUUAACUAUCAACAUGUCGUGACAUAUAAAGUGUACAGGUUUGUGAUUUAUAUUCUUUCUCUCUCCAUAAAUUUCCGCGGUUGCUGAAUAUCUGGAACGAUAGGAAAGUAAGGCUGAGUAUAAGAGUGACCUGAAGAGUCAUGAGACGAGAAUUGCUGCCCUCCAACAGAGACUGUCUGGUGACAUCACUGACCACGACCAGAAACAACUGAAGAGAGAGCUGGAGGAGGUGGAAGGGAAGAUCAAGAACUGUGUCACAGAGAUAAAAUGGCAUAAGAGCGUGAUACAUGACUUGGAGAAUAAGAUUGCUAAGACACAAGGAGAAGCAGAAGAGAGAGUACGACAGAGAAAAGAAGAAUCGAAGCGAUUAUUUGAUGAGGCAAUGAAGCACGGACACGUCUCAGUUAACAUUGUCAACAUGCUCAUGUUUGGACCGGCGGGAACAGGGAAGACCAAUCUCAAGCACCUGCUAACUGACAAGCCCCCUCCACUACAGCGAGACAGUACCUCGUGUAUGGAAAAGCCAGUACGCAUUCGACCUGUGUCCAACUCGAAAUUCAAGACAACUGGAAGAGGCUGGGUAGAGAUGUCUCAGCCAAAGUUGCUCGAUCUACUAGCUCAAAUCAUUGCCAAGUUACCAAAAGAAAGCACCGAUCGAUCCACGGCAUUAAAUGUUGCCGAAAGCUUGAAGAAGAUGACCACAACCAAGCCAAUUUCUGGUCCUAAUGAGCACUUUUCUGAUUUUUCAGAUGCUGAUUCCAGUUCAAUCCAAUCAAGUAACGAUUCUGCUAGAAUAUUUGACGAAGCCAUCGAUGAAGUGAUAGCAAGUGUAGUGAGUGGUGUGGCAGAAAAGCUGAAGCCAGCCACACAGGAAACUGACCAACUGUCGAGCAGUGACCAGCAAGAAGGAGAACUAUUCGAUUCUAACUGGGUGUACAUUACCGACUGCGGUGGACAGCCUCAAUUCCACGACAUCAGCCCUCUCUUCAUCAAGCACAUUUCGGUGGCGUUGAUAGUCCUGCGUUUGAUUGACGAACUCUCCAGUUUCCCUUCUGAUGAGUACUACAAGGAUGGACGGCUUGUGGGUAGUCCUCACACAUCUCACAUGACCCUCGGGGAGACAAUUCAGAGUCUUAUUCGAUCGAUUGAGUCCCAUACCUCACACGACAAUAAACCAAAGAUGAUUUUUGUGGGCACAUUCUUGGAUCAGCUGGAGGAGAGCUCAGAUACACUUAUCAAGAGGAAUAAAGAGAUUCUCAACAUGCUGCCACCCGAUAUCCAGAAGCUAUUGGUGUACAACGAUCUUGGAAUGAACAAUCUGAUUUUUGGCGUUAACACAAUCAGCCGAAAUGACGAUUCACUGGCCACUGCCGAUGGGAUAGGAUUUGCUGUUGAGCAUUCUAUUUCGCUACAAGUCGAAGUACCCAUCUGGUGGUCCUUCUUGGAUUCACUUCUCCAGGGUUUAUCUUCCAGUCUCAAGCGAGGUGUACUAAGCAAGCAAGAAUGUCUUAAAUUAGCCGCUCGAUUUGGUUAUGUACGCGAAGAUCUUGAAGCUGCUCUAGUCUUCUUUGACGAUGUGUGUAUAGUGCACUACUAUCCCUCCAUUCUCCCCAACACAGUGUUUGUGGAUGCCCAGAUUCCACUAGAUAAGAUCACCGAGCUCUCACAGCACGCCAUCUCCCUGAGGACGGCUGAAGUCAAAUCACCUUCUACUCUAAGCACAGGUGUGAUCGAUGCCAAAUGGAAGAUGCUUCGAGAUGAGGGCAUAAUCACUUUGGAAUUUCUACGACGUUUCGAGAAACAUUACGUUGACGACCUCUUUUCUCCCGAAGAUCUGCUAUUGAUAAUGAAAAAACUUCUUGUGAUUGCUCCGAUUCCUCUAGUGGAGUCCCCUACCCAAGCCAAGUUCUUCAUGCCAUCUUUACUCAAAUCGAUCCAACCUACUGAGCUAGACGAAAUUCGUUCCUCCUUCAAAAUAUCACCCUUUGCUGUCUACUUUCGUAGUGGGUGUAUUCGCUCUGGAGUCUUUUGCUGUCUAAUUGUGGACGUGAUCAAGCAGGUGGGCUGGCAAGUUUUACUUGCAGGGAAACCAAUUUUGUUAGCUAAAAAUUGUAUCCAGCUAAGAGUUCCCAAGCUCCCGUGUACUGUAACUCUGAUCGACUCCUUCUCGUAUAUCGAAAUUUACAUCAACAUCCCUCUUUCUUAUCGCAAUGAAGUAUGCCCUACGAUUCGCAAUGAAAUUUUGAACAGCAUAAAAUUAUCCUGUACAGAGUUGCAUUACAACAACGACAUACCCGAGAUAGGUAUCUUUUGCCCAUGCACGAAAAGCACUGGCAAAUUGCACCUUGCUGGUUUGAGCAAACGGAAGGACUAUUGGAUAUGCUCCCAAGCAGAUGAGUGGGGAGAGCUCAGUGACAAAGAUAGAAUCUGGCUGGACAAUAACGAAGGUUCUGGUGUAUCCUCUUCUGCUACGGGAGAUAUGUGCAGUACAAAGAGUGCUCAGCAGCAACAAUCUGAUAAAUUGCAAUCAUCUUCUGUAAUGGAAGAUGUGUGCAGGAAGACUGGAGUGACUGAUCAACAGCUUGAUCAAGAAAUCCCCAACAGUGAUAUCAUAUUAGUAGCAGAAAAAUUCCAAGCAACUCCUAACCUGCUCGAUCGACUCAACCUCACCCCAGCCGACCUCGGUGAUGUAACUGAUGUCAGAAUUCGUUACGGCAAUCAAGCUGGAGUGGCCCACGCAUUGAGAGUGUGGCAAAGAGUAAAUCCUUCCAGAGCUACCUUCAGGGCCUUGGUGGAAAUUGCCAUAGGACUGAGAAGAGGAGACACUGCUACAGACAUUUGUAAAUUCAUUGUAGAGAAUACGAAUUUAACUGACCAAAACUGACUGAAAUUAACAUUAAUUAACGUUUGAUACUAUUUUGUGUGUCUGUGUAAUGUGUACAAUGUAUGCUUUUUUCGUCUCUGAAAA
Messenger RNA from Halichondria panicea, 2970 nucleotides. RefSeq lists its product as uncharacterized. Lineage: Eukaryota; Metazoa; Porifera; Demospongiae; Suberitida; Halichondriidae. The record is from RefSeq and is a predicted model, not a curated record.